AUGAACGCCGAGAUGUUUUGUGACGUCUACGGUCAUGCGCCUACCGUACGCGUCUUUUGCCCGGGACACCUGAAUCUCAUCGGUGAACACAUAGCAGAACAUGGAUUUGGAACCAUUGCAAUGGCAACCGACACGGGCACAGAAAUCCUUGGCCGCUUUGAACGAUCGAGCAGAAAUCCGUCUUGUGAACACAGACGAGGAAUACAGAACGCAAAGCCGUUCCGUAAGAGCGCUCGGUGGGGACAGCAGUUAUACAAGGUUUCGGAUGCUGAACUCCCA
This is a messenger RNA of Ostertagia ostertagi, 279 nucleotides long. Lineage: Eukaryota; Metazoa; Nematoda; Chromadorea; Rhabditida; Trichostrongylidae. The record is from the annotation of a GenBank genome assembly.